GUUUAAGGUCCCACGUGGUGGGCGCACUCACCAUCGAAAGCUUAGCUGGCUGCAGAGCGACUCUUGCAACACGCUGGGCCCGGGACUGCUGCACACAUGCCCUCCUACUCCCAAGACCACUUCGCUGGCCUGGACCUGGACGACAUCAUGUGCAAGCAACUGUUGAGCCUGGAUCUGAGGGACGCGGACAAUCAGCUGUCACCCAUCGGCCGAGCAAAGGCGAGUCCGGGCUUCAUCGGACAGCAACGUGGCUGCGACGCCUCGCUCUCCCUGGGGGCCCUCGCCCGUCUGGACGCGGGCCCCCCGGACGACGGCUGCCUGUCCUCCGGCAUGUGGGGGCCGCAGCCGGAGGGCCGACAAGCUCCCGGCCAGUGGCGCAAGCACGACUUCCUGUCUCAGCGCUCGCUCAGCAUGGUGGAGACCGGCACGGCGGCGGAGAGUCCGGGCUGGUCCGGCUCGGACGUGAUGAUGAUGCUGAUGAUGAAGGGCGGCCAGGAAGGCGUGGGUCCCGCCCCCAGCGUGUCGUCGUCCAACUCCUCCGCGUCGUCCCGCUACAAGACGGAACUGUGCCGUUCUUUUACGGAGAGCGGCACGUGCAAGUACGGCGGCAAGUGCCAGUUUGCCCACGGCCCCGACGAGCUGCGGGAUCUCAGCCGGCAUCCCAAGUACAAGACGGAGCCGUGCCGCACCUUCCACACCAUCGGCUUCUGCCCGUACGGGAUCCGCUGCCACUUCGUCCACAACAACGAGGAGGAAAUCGAUCACAUGUCGCGCUCCUCUUCCUGUUUCUCCUCCUCAAGCUUCGCCCUCCAGUCGCGGGCCAACAGAAUCCCGCUCAUGAGACAAAGCAUCAGCUUCUCCGGGUUUCCUACUCCGCCUCAGCACUCCCUUCCUCCCCCUCCUCCCGCCGCCUUUUUCGCACGUGGUCAGUCCGCCUCUCCCCCUUGCGCCGACAUCACCGACCUCCUCGCUCAGGUCUUUUCAGAGACAGAACCUACUACCCUCCAGGCCUCCGCCGCUCCGCAGUACCAACCCGCUUCCGCCGCGGAUCCCCGCUCUCCCUUCCUGCCGUCCCCGGACUCCGGCUGUUCGCCGUCCGGUCCGUCUCCGCCUCCGAGCCCCGGCGCCCCGCCGUUGUUCUCGCGGUCCCUCGGCACGCGGUCCCUGUCCUACGCCUCGCUGUCGGAUCAAGACCAGGACGGGGGGAGCUCGGCGAGCUCGCUUAGCGGACUGGAGUCCAGCAACGAGGGGAAACGCCUGGCCGUGUUCAGCCAGCUCUCCGUUCCCGAGGACGGUGCCGGGUCGGGACUUUAGGCGCAGGACCAGAAGUGUGCCAAGUACUACUCACUCGUUUGUAUAUAGAAGUGCUCCGGGUGCCACUCCUCCAAAGCCAAAGAUGUUGAGCUUUGUAGCGACUAGACUUGUUCAAGUACGGUAGGUAGGCCUCGCGACAAUGUUUUGUUGAGGUCUCCGGCCUUGAAAAACCGGAAGUUGUGUUUUUUAACACGUCUUAAAAAGUACCUGGGGUGUUACUGAGCAGGUUGCCAGGUUGUUCCUUCUUGUUAGAGGGUAUUUCUUUUCCCUAUAUACCGAUCAAGAGUAGCAUGUCUGGGUUUUUGACAGACAUCGGAAAGAAGAAAAAAAAGCUCAACAUAAGCCACUUCAAUUAAAGAAUUGAAUAGUGAAAUGUGAAGGUAUGUCCAUGUCAGUCUGCAUCCUUUUCAAUUAUUGAUGGCAAACAUUCCAAGAUGUUCUCGUUCUCUCGUGUUUGGUAUUAACUCUUUUUUUUUUGUUUUUUUUGUUGGGGUAUUGUAACGAUAGCGCUGCGGUUGUUGCCUGAGUCGAGCCACAUCUAGCACACUGUAGCCUUUCCCGAGCUAAUAAGCCUUUUAGAAAUGUUAUCAGGCUCUUUAUUUGUCUUUAAUGUAUUGUUAGAUCUUGUUCUGCUAUUUAAAAGGACCUUUUUUCACCGACGUGUUUUGAGGCUUGUGUUAGUAUUGUAGGUGAUAGCCUUGGUAAAUUAAUUUCUUUAAUUUAUUUUAACAUAUUUAUAGAGGACUUUUGAGUUGGUAAUGCUUGUAUCAAGUUUAAUAUAUUUGCGUUUCUUUUGCCAUUUUUUUUCUACUGGAAAUAAAGGUUGUUGUUUUUAUUAAAACUGUCUUAAGACCUUUUCUGACCC
Molecule: messenger RNA, 2179 nt
Organism: Entelurus aequoreus (snake pipefish)
Lineage: Eukaryota; Metazoa; Chordata; Actinopteri; Syngnathiformes; Syngnathidae
Product: mRNA decay activator protein ZFP36-like
Exons: 2
Coding region: 97-1314 (405 amino acids)
Molecular function (GO): mRNA binding; metal ion binding
Source: RefSeq, a predicted model, not a curated record